Lagenorhynchus albirostris (white-beaked dolphin) is the source of this 654-nucleotide messenger RNA. RefSeq names its product mature T cell proliferation 1 (gene MTCP1). The record is from RefSeq and is a predicted model, not a curated record. Gene Ontology annotation, molecular function: protein serine/threonine kinase activator activity. The transcript is spliced from 5 exons. Lineage: Eukaryota; Metazoa; Chordata; Mammalia; Artiodactyla; Delphinidae. Bases 187 to 510 code for a protein of 107 amino acids. Gene Ontology annotation, biological process: positive regulation of peptidyl-serine phosphorylation.
GACCUCGGCCCGGAAUGCCCCUCGGCUCGCCCCGGGCUCACGUCCCGAUCCCGGCUUGAGUGGCCCGGGGUGGGUGACCUGAAGUUGUAGCCUCGCUGCUCUCGAGGCGGAUAAUUAGCCCAAGAAACACUAUAUUCAUGCUUAGGUGGAGAAAAGCAGGGCUAGAAUUGGAAUCCAAAGCCCAGGAUGGCAGGAGAGGAUGUGGGGGCUCCACCCGAUCACCUCUGGGUUCACCAAGAGGGUAUCUACCGCGACGAACACCAGCGCACGUGGGUGGCCGUCCUGGAAGAGGAGACGAGUUUCCUAAGGGCACGAGUUCAGCAAGUUCAGGUUCCUUUAGGUGACGCAGCCAGGCCAAGUCACCUUCUCACCUCCCAGCUACCUCUCAUGUGGCAACUCUACCCCGAGGAGCGCUACAUGGAUAACAACUCUCGCUUGUGGCAGAUCCAGCAUCAUUUAAUGGUCAGGGGAGUACAGGAGCUGUUGCUUAAGCUUUUGCCUGAUGAUUAAUCUGGUGCUGGGAUUCUAGGAAGAUAUGCCCCUCUGUUCUGUUCAGUAUAUGGCAAUCACGUCAUCCACCACUGCAGUGCACCCACCUGUGGGCCUGUGGGGAGGGAGUGGGUUGAAAAACUGCUCAAGAACACAGAAGUUUAG